Xiphophorus hellerii (green swordtail) is the source of this 1512-nucleotide messenger RNA. It is a transcript of the gene fgfr1op2, whose product is annotated as FGFR1 oncogene partner 2. The coding region runs from base 281 to 928 and encodes 215 amino acids. The record is from RefSeq and is a predicted model, not a curated record. NCBI's taxonomy places the organism in Eukaryota, Metazoa, Chordata, Actinopteri, Cyprinodontiformes, Poeciliidae. Gene Ontology annotation, biological process: response to wounding. The transcript is spliced from 6 exons.
GAUCGCAAACUCUCGCGGAAGUAGACGGGGCUGUUUCGGAAGAGUUCAGUUUGCUGUAGCUGAAAGCGGCUUCUUGGCGCGUCGCAGGACUGACUACAGAGCUGAUGUGAAUGUUUCUGUCCGCUUCCACUGUCGUGCGUGUUCGAAGGGAACGGACCCACAACAGAACUUCAGCCGAGGACCAGUGUUAGCGUGUGGCUAAUGACAACCACCAAACGUCAACAGGAAGUAAAAAGGCUAGCUAAAACUAGCGUCUACUUGCACUUUGAGCUCUUCAGGUAUGAACUGUUCUUUAGAGAAGGUUCUGGCAGAUGCCAAGUCGUUAGUAGAAAGACUCCGUAACCACGACAACGCCGCAGAGAUGCUCAUCGAACAGACAACCUCCCUCAACAAGCGGGUGGAGGCCAUGAAGCAGUACCAGGAGGAGAUCGAUUCUCUCAACCAGGUUGCACGACAUCGACCUCGCUCCAGUCUGGUCCUGGGAAUCCAGCAGGAAAACCGUCAGAUCAGGGAACUCCAACAGGAAAACAAAGAGCUCCGAACGUCGUUGGAGGAGCACCAGUCUGCACUGGAGCUCAUCAUGACCAAAUACAGGGAGCAGGUGUUCAGGCUUCUCAUGGCCAGCAAGAGGGAGGACCCUGCCAUCGUCACCCAGCUGAAAGAGCAGCACACCACGGAAAUGCAGGCGCACAUAGACAAAAUAAACGAGAUGGCGUCGGUGAUGAGGAAGGCGAUAGAGGUGGACGAGGGCCGGGUUUGUGAAGACGAGGAGAGGAUUAAACAGCUAGAGCUAGAGAACAGCGGACUCCGAGAGCUGCUGGGAAUCAGUCGUGAGGCUUUCCUCGUCCUAAAGAGAGAAGAGGCCUCGGAGAACACGUCGCUGUCUCCGCUGCUGACCAGCGCCGACGUCAGCCUGCGGAAGAGCUAGAGCUCCGCCCCCUUACGGGCCGCCGCCGCCGCCGUUCCACCCACAGACUCCUCAAGGCGAAGCCUCCUGCCGCAUGUCGCCACCGGAGCCCCGUCUCUGUCUGCUGUCGCUGUAAUGUUUUGCUUUCUUGUGUCAGUGUGGAGCCUGCGUCGUUUUAAAGUAUGAAUGAGUGAAAGAGUGACAUAAAUAAAUGCACAGUGGUCAAACCGUGUGAGGCCAUGUUGAUUUAAUGUAACAUCUAAACAAUCGUAGCAUGUAUUCCCAUGUUUCUGUCUCUGUUUUGGUUUCGGUGGUUGUGUGUGUAUACGCAACUUCUUACUUUCACAACUCCUGUUAUUGUUGUCGACGGAUUUAAGGACAGGAAGCGAAACUUUUAACUGCUCAAAACACUGCCAGGAGUAGGAGCAGAUGUUCUCAGGUUCUCUUAUUUAUGAUGGGGGGAAAAAAACAAUAAAACUACAAUGUAAAUAAUAGCCUUUUACAGCUACAAAAUAAAUUAGCUUAAAAAUAAGAUGAUUUACUUGAAAUAUGUUUAUUUACAGUGCUUUGCAUUGUUUGUUUUACAAAUAAAAAUCUGAGAAGUA